Molecule: messenger RNA, 1675 nt
Organism: Ailuropoda melanoleuca (giant panda)
Lineage: Eukaryota; Metazoa; Chordata; Mammalia; Carnivora; Ursidae
Gene: KPNA7
Product: karyopherin subunit alpha 7
Exons: 10
Coding region: 17-1588 (523 amino acids)
Biological process (GO): protein import into nucleus
Cellular component (GO): cytoplasm
Molecular function (GO): protein binding; nuclear import signal receptor activity
Source: RefSeq, a predicted model, not a curated record
ACUGCUUCCAGUCAAUAUGCCGACUUUAGAUGCUCCAGAAGAGAGGAUGAGAAAAUUUAAGUACCGAGGCAAAGAUGCAUCUAUGAGGCGGCAACAGCGGAUGGCAGUCAGCCUGGAGCUCCGGAAGGCCAAGAAAGAUGAGCAGGCCUUAAAGAGAAGAAAUAUCACCAAUUUCUCCCCUGACCCAGCUUCUGGACAACUUACCAAAGGGGUCAGCCUCAGCCUGCAAGAAAUAAUCAAUGGUGUGAAUGCUUCAGAUCCAGACCUAUGUUUCCAGGCCACCCAGGCAGCCAGGAAAAUGCUGUCCCAGGAAAGGAACCCUCCUCUAAAACUGAUCGUUGAAGCAGGGCUCAUUCCCAGGCUGGUGGAGUUCCUGAAGUUGUCGCCUCACCCCUGCUUGCAGUUCGAGGCAGCCUGGGCUCUGACCAACAUUGCUUCUGGGACUUCGGAGCAGACUCAGGCUGUUGUGGAAGGUGGGGCCAUCCAACCUUUGGUUGAGCUCCUGUCUUCCCCCCACAUGACUGUGUGUGAACAGGCAGUGUGGGCCCUUGGUAAUAUAGCAGGUGAUGGCCCAGAAUUCAGAGACCUCGUUAUCUCAAGCAAUGCCAUUCCACAUCUACUGGCCCUCGUUUCAUCAACCAUACCAAUCACGUUUCUGCGGAACAUCACGUGGACCUUGUCCAACCUGUGCCGAAACAAGAACCCUUACCCUUCCGUGAAGGCUGUGAGGCAGAUGUUGCCCAUCCUGUCCCACCUCCUGCAGCACGAAGAUGGCGAGGUCCUCUCCGACACCUGCUGGGCCCUGUCCUACCUCACUGACGGCUCCAACGAGCGCAUCGGCCAAGUGGUCAACAUGGGCGUCCUGCCCAGGCUGGUCCAGCUCAUGAGCAGCUCAGAGCUCAACAUCUUGACCCCCUCCCUCCGCACCGUGGGGAACAUCGUCACGGGAACGGAUCACCAGACCCAGGUGGCCAUCGACGCGGGCAUGCUGAAUGUGCUGCCCCAGCUCCUGACGCACCCCAAGUCCUCCAUCCAGAAGGAGGCGGCUUGGGCCUUGAGCAACGUGGCUGCAGGGCCCUGCCAGCACAUCCAGCGGCUGAUUGCUUGUGGCUUGCUGCCUCCCUUGGUGGCUUUGCUAAAAAAUGGUGAAUUUAAAGUCCAGAAAGAGGCUGUUUGGACCGUGGCUAACUUCACAACUGGGGGCACCACAGACCAGUUGAUCCAGCUUGUCCACUCUGGAGUCCUGGAGCCACUGGUGAAUCUGCUUACCAUCCAAGACACCAAAAUUGUUAUCAUCAUCCUUGACGUUAUCUCUUUUAUCCUCCAGGCAGCAGAAAAGCUAGCAGAGAAAGAAAACCUGUGUCUUCUGAUUGAAGAAAUGGGUGGCAUUGAUAAAAUUGAGGCUUUGCAACUUCAUGAGAACCCUCAGGUUGCCCUGACUGCUUUGAACAUUAUUGAGAAACAUUUUUCUGAGGGAGAAGAAAGUGGCACAAUAUUACCAGCCCUGGACCAAGAUCAUGAAUUCUUAAACCGAGUAACAAAAACAUACCAAGGCCCCACGAUUCCUAAACCAAGGAGCAAACCCUAACGGGUAACUUCUUUAAGAACCUUCUAUGUCUUGGCAUGGCACAGGUGUAAAGGUUUUUAACCAAAUGUUAAUAAAAUUUUCGACACA